AUGGGUGGUCGUCGUUUUGUGGAAACAACCGAAGACGGGUGGUCGAAACUCCGCAGGCAAGGCAAACAAAGACAAAAGAAUGACACUUCCACGUUCUACGUCGCGGGAUUCCCAUAUGGGACCUGUAAAAUGGAUUUGCAAGGAAUCUUUGACGCAUUUGGGCAAAUAUCGGACAUCUAUAUUGGUGGGAAGAAGAAUCGACGUAAUCAGAACUUCGCUUUUAUUCGAUAUGCUGGUGUGAACGACACAGAUGGUAUGGAAGUGAAAAUGAAUGGUGUCAGAUUCCGUGGAGUAACCCUACUCGCUAACCUCGCCAAAUACCAAAAAGAGAGUUACAAUCGCAGACAGACAUUCAGUAGAAAACCAAAGGUAUCGAACGUCACUACGGGGACUAAAUUUGGAAGCAGGGAUUCGAGAACCUUUGCGCAGGUGACUGCAUGA
Molecule: messenger RNA, 441 nt
Organism: Lactuca sativa (garden lettuce)
Lineage: Eukaryota; Viridiplantae; Streptophyta; Magnoliopsida; Asterales; Asteraceae
Source: RefSeq, a predicted model, not a curated record